UAAAAUUGGGUCGUGUGGAAGGGGUUUAAAUAUUCACAUCAAAAUCCACUCGUAACUCGUGAUUCCCACUCGAUUCAAGAUGCAUUGCUAGAUAUACUAUUUUAUAUACUUAGUGAAAAGCAAGCAAAGCAAACUUAGGUAUUUAUUUUAAUAGUUUGUUUACUACAUUAAUGAGUACAUAGGUACUUCAUUUAUUUUGUCUUUUGUAAUUUAUGUCUGUAAAGAAUUUGUGAGUUGUCUCAACGAAACAGGAUAAAAAUGAUACAUAGUUUAUUUAUAAUAAACCCUUCUGGGGACGUUUUUCUUGAAAAACAUUGGCGAAGUGUUAUACCACGAUCAGUAUGUGAUUAUUACUUGGAGGCACAGCGGGCAUCACCAAAUGAUGUUCCACCUGUGUUAGCUGCUCCCCAUCAUUAUCUCAUAUCAAUUCAGAGAGGUGGAGUAGCACUUGUGGCUGUGUGUAAGCAGGAGGUCUCCCCCCUCUUUGUGAUAGAGUUCCUGCACAGGGUAGUUGAUACAUUCCAGGAUUAUUUUUCUGAUUGCACUGAGACUAUUAUUAAGGAAAACUAUGUAGUUGUUUAUGAGCUAUUAGAUGAGAUGUUAGAUAAUGGAUUCCCUCUAGCAACAGAAAGUAACAUUUUGAAGGAAUUGAUAAAACCACCAAAUAUUCUUCGAACUAUUGCCAAUACUGUAACUGGUAAAUCAAAUGUUUCCUCUACAUUGCCUUCUGGUCAGUUGUCAAAUGUUCCAUGGCGGCGUUCAGGCGUUAAGUACGCUAACAACGAGGCGUACUUUGAUGUAGUGGAGGAGGUUGAUGCAAUUGUAGACAAAAGUGGUGCUACUGUGUCUGCUGAAAUACAAGGAUAUAUUGACUGCUGUAUAAAAUUAAGUGGAAUGCCUGAUUUGACUCUUACGUUCGUCAAUCCAAGAUUGUUUGAUGACGUCUCAUUUCAUCCUUGUGUGAGAUUUAAGCGGUGGGAGUCUGAGAGAAUAUUGUCGUUCAUCCCUCCAGACGGCAACUUCCGGUUGAUGUCGUACCACAUCGGGUCCCAGAGCGUGGUGGCCAUCCCGAUCUACGUGCGCCACAGUCUGGCGCUGCGCUCCAGCGGCGACCAGGGCCGCCUCGACCUCACCGUCGGGCCCAAACAGACCAUGGGACGGACUUUGGAAAAUGUCGCGUUAGAAAUCUGCAUGCCAAAGUGCGUGUUGAACUGUUCGCUGACCGCCAACCAGGGGAAGUAUUCCUACGACCCGGUGAGCAAGAUCCUGCUGUGGGACAUCGGCCGCAUUGAGCUCCCCAAGUUGCCCAACAUCAGAGGAACUGUGUCAGUGGCGUCGGGCGCGGACACGGCGGGCGCCAACCCUAGCGUCAACGUGCACUUCACGAUCCCGCAGCUGGCGGUGAGCGGGCUGCGCGUGAGCCGCCUGGACAUGUACGGCGCCAAGUACAAGCCCUUCAAGGGCGUCAAGUACGUCACCAAGGCGGGCAAGUUCCACGUCCGCAUGUGAUGGGACGAGGGGGAAGGCUCGUGGGUCUACGCCAGCCUUUCUGCGUGUACGUAAAAAAAACUAUUUUGGACGAAGGAGAAAUAUUACCAAGUGUUCCGAUAUCUAAACAAAAUAUAGAUUUUUAUAAAAAAUAUAUGGAAUAAACCUUUACAAAUUGUGUGGAAUAAUAUAUACUAAACUACAGUAUCUUAGUUCUAUCUAUUAGCUGCUGAAUGAAACAGCGGAAAUAUAGAUCAUGAAGGAACUACAAUUUUUGAAUGGAUGUGGAUGUAAAAAAAUUCUUCCCGCUUUGAGGCCUUCACAUCAGAAUCCCACGUUGUGAUUGGUUGGCUGCGCCCUUAAGCGAGAAAUAAACAAGAUUGAAUUGAGAACUCGUACAUUGUACACAUGUUUAUUCCCAAUAUGGUCUUGUGCAAUGUGUAUAAUUAAUACUUAUAUAAAAAGUGUAUCUAGCUAGAUUAAAUCUUAAAUGUAACUUAAGUAAUGCUAUGCAAUUGAUUGUUUUUAUCGUAAAUAAAACGUAUUACGUUAAAUUUA
Molecule: messenger RNA, 2046 nt
Organism: Plodia interpunctella (Indianmeal moth)
Lineage: Eukaryota; Metazoa; Arthropoda; Insecta; Lepidoptera; Pyralidae
Gene: carmine
Product: carmine
Exons: 10
Coding region: 259-1509 (416 amino acids)
Biological process (GO): intracellular protein transport; endocytosis
Cellular component (GO): cytoplasmic vesicle; clathrin adaptor complex
Source: RefSeq, a predicted model, not a curated record